AUGUAUGGGCUCGGUGCGGGAGCCACAGCAGAUCUCGGCACUCUCGAGCUGGCUACUAGGUCUGUUGCUCAGUAUGCAAAGACUGGUGCUAUCAUCGUAGAGAAGAGUACUGUUCCCUGCGGUACUGCACGCAUGAUUUCAGAUAUUCUGCAACAAAUGCGACCGGAGACAUCUUUCGAGGUGCUUUCGAAUCCAGAGUUCCUUGCUGAGGGUACCGCCGUCGAGAACCUCAUGUAUCCUGACAGGAUUCUCAUCGGCAGCGCCGAGACCGCAGCGGGUCUGCAAGCAGCUACCGCUCUUAAGAACGUGUAUGGUGCUUGGGUUUCACCUGCUCGUAUCUUGACCGUCAACACCUUUAGUAGCGAGUUGACCAAGCUGAUUGCCAACGCCAUGCUAGCGCAGCGUAUCAGCAGCAUCAAUGCCGUCAGCGCACUCUGUGAAGAGCUGGGCGCUGAUGUCCAGGAGGUCAGCCGUGCUCUAGGUGCCGACUCCCGCCUAGGCCCCAAGUUCUUGAACACGAGUGUCGGGUUCGGCGGCUCCUGCUUUGAAAAGGAUAUUUUGAACCUGGUCUGGCUUGCCAAGUCUCUCUAUCUUUACGAAGUCAGCGACUAUUGGAUGGGUAUCCUUAAGAUCAAUCAGUAUCAGCGAGAGCGGUUUGCGCAAGCCGUGAUGCGCAAGUUGAACAACACUCUGUACAGGAAAAAGGUUGCAAUCUUUGGCUUUGCGUUCAAGGAUGGCACAAACGACACGAGGAACAGCAUCGCAGUUCACAUCAUCGCUGACAUGGCUGCUGAGCUUCCUCAAGAGAUUGCAGUCUACGACCCAGGUUGUGCUGUCGAGGAGAUCGAGGAAGAGGUUCGCCGUGUCAUUAACGCCAAAGACAAGUCACAUAUGAGCAGAGUUAAGGUCUACUCUAAUUGGAAGGAUACCGUCGACGGCGCUUCUGCUGUGUGCAUCCUCACGCCGUGGGACCAGUUCCGCGGCCUGCACGCCAGCUCUUCCAAAGUCAAGCCCUUCACUAGGGACAAUCUGCACACGGCUCUCACAGGCUCCAUCGGCGAGGGCGCUCUGAGCGAGAUGGACAUCAUCACCCUCGAGAAGAUCAAGGCGAGUCUCGAUGAGGUCACCUCUGAGGACCCGCUUGAGAGAAUGGUCCCAUCGCCUGCCUGCAGCAAAGGCUGUAGAGAGUGCACCGUCAGUGUUACAGAGCAGAGUUCUGACGAUAUUGUCGAUUGGAACGUCGUCUCUCAGAUGAUGAAACAGCCCAGCUGGGUGUUUGAUGGACGCAACAUUAUAGAUGCAGCGCACCUGCGAGAAAUGGGUUUCAAUGUUCACAGUAUCGGCAAGGGUUUAACAAAUAAUUAG
This is a messenger RNA of Phaeoacremonium minimum UCRPA7, 1365 nucleotides long. Its product is annotated as putative udp-glucose 6-dehydrogenase protein. Gene Ontology annotation, cellular component: nucleus; cytosol. Lineage: Eukaryota; Fungi; Ascomycota; Sordariomycetes; Togniniales; Togniniaceae. The transcript is spliced from 3 exons. Gene Ontology annotation, biological process: glycosaminoglycan biosynthetic process; polysaccharide biosynthetic process. Bases 1 to 1365 code for a protein of 454 amino acids. Gene Ontology annotation, molecular function: NAD binding; UDP-glucose 6-dehydrogenase activity. The record is from RefSeq and is a predicted model, not a curated record.